Penicillium coprophilum is the source of this 1047-nucleotide messenger RNA. RefSeq names its product sterol desaturase family protein. Gene Ontology annotation, biological process: ergosterol biosynthetic process. The coding region runs from base 1 to 1047 and encodes 348 amino acids. The transcript has a single exon. Lineage: Eukaryota; Fungi; Ascomycota; Eurotiomycetes; Eurotiales; Aspergillaceae. Gene Ontology annotation, molecular function: iron ion binding; C-4 methylsterol oxidase activity. The record is from RefSeq and is a predicted model, not a curated record.
AUGGCCGCCUCUCGAAAUCCGUUGGAUAACAUGAAAUCCACCUGGCGAACAUGGAAUCGAGACCAAUGGAAACUUUCACACAAAAUUCUCGAACACGCCAACGUGUACCACAUCGAACUCAACAGGGAUAUCCCAAUCCAUUCCAAGGAAGAGAAGAUACCAUACGUAUCUGACUGGUCACUAAACCGCUGGGUUCUUGUCAAUGCAGGAGUUCCACUCGUGGUCCACCAGAUUUUUACCUAUCUUACCGGAUACAACUUCCACCCGGUCAUCGCCUUCUUCUACUACUACUAUGCCUCGAGGCUGUUCACAACACGCGAGCUGCGGAGUCUUCGAGAGCUUGGUCAUACUUACGGGUUCCUAGAUGGCGAUAAACACGAGCGAGAUGGGGUACCGGACGUGGGCGUCUCAAAGGCUCUGAUCUCGGUCCUACUGGCUGGGUUUGUCCGCCCUCUUAUGACUGUGUGGCUCACCUACGAAGCAAACAAAGCACCUGCCUCACUCAGCUGGGCUUGGCUACCAGUAGAGGUCAGUCUCUAUGGCAUCAUCCUGGAUUUCUGGUUCUAUUGGUACCAUCGUGUCAUGCAUGAUGUGAACGGUCUUUGGAAGUUCCAUCGCACUCACCAUCUCACGAAACACCCAAACCCGCUGCUCACAAUCUACGCGGACUCCGAACAAGAAUUCUUCGACAUUGCCGGGAUCCCGUUGAUGACAUGGCUCACCAUGAAGCUUAUGGGUAUGCCGAUGGGAUUCUACGAAUGGCACAUUUGUCAGCUGUACGUGAUCUUUGCAGAGCUCGCUGGGCAUAGCGGUCUUCGUCUUCACGCUUCGCCACCCAACCCUGUGACAUGGUUGAUGCGGAUGUUUGAUGCUGAGUUGGUGAUUGAAGACCAUGAUUUGCAUCAUCGUCGGGGAUGGAAGAAGAGCCAUAAUUACGGCAAGCAAACACGAGUCUGGGAUCGGAUUUUUGGAACGUGCAGUCCCCGUAUCGAGAGUGUGGAUGCGAAUAUUGAUUACGAUAAUCCUGUUUCGAUGUCAAUUUUGUGA